Molecule: messenger RNA, 1583 nt
Organism: Populus nigra (black poplar)
Lineage: Eukaryota; Viridiplantae; Streptophyta; Magnoliopsida; Malpighiales; Salicaceae
Product: probable mitochondrial adenine nucleotide transporter BTL1
Exons: 6
Coding region: 213-1310 (365 amino acids)
Biological process (GO): transmembrane transport
Source: RefSeq, a predicted model, not a curated record
AAAAGCGCUCAAAAUUGCGCCUUUCAAAAACCCUAGGAAAGAAGGAGUCACCAAAAACAAAAAGCCCUAAAAACCCAAGAAAUACCCCCUCCCCUCUCGACUCUCUUUCAAAACAAAAGGAAGCAAGCAAGCAAACAAAAACUCUAUCGAGAGGGAAAGGGAAAAUAUCUCUUCGAACCCAAAAGUCCCACUCUCUGAAAAAAAAACCGACGAUGGAUUUUGAAACUGAAUCGCAGAAGAAGAAGUGCGGGGUUCUUGGAGACGUGCUCGGUGGGGUCACCAUGGUGCUUCCCAAGGAGCUAGACGAACCUAUCCCUCUACCUUCUCCUCCUACUCUUGCUGUUCCUUUUGAGCUUCGAUUUCAACUCCCUGAUCUCAAGCUUGCUGUUAGCGAUUUCAUGAGGAGUAGAGAAGCCGGUGAGUUUCUCAGUGGGGCUUUAGCAGGGGCUAUGACGAAAGCUGUGCUUGCGCCUUUAGAAACCAUCAGAACAAGAAUGGUGGUUGGUGUUGGAUCCAAAAACAUUUCUGGUAGUUUCUUGGAGGUGAUUGAGCAGCAGGGUUGGCAGGGACUGUGGGCUGGAAAUGGAAUCAAUAUGCUUCGUAUAAUUCCUACUCAGGCAAUUGAACUUGGAACAUUCGAGUGUGUCAAGCGAGCGAUGACAUCAGCACAAGAGAAAUGGAAUCAGAGUGAAUGUCCAAGGGUGCAACUUGGUCCUCUUAGUUUGAGCUUUUCUCUCUCCUGGAUUUCUCCAGUUGCUGUGGGUGGUGCCGCUGCUGGGAUUUUUAGCACACUUGCAUGCCAUCCUCUCGAAGUUUUGAAGGAUAGAUUGACUGUGAGCCGUGAUAUAUACCCUACUUUAAGCAUUGCAAUUAGCAAGAUUUACAAGGAUGGAGGGAUUGGUGCCUUCUAUGCCGGGAUUUCACCUACACUGAUUGGCAUGCUUCCAUACAGUACAUGCUACUAUUUCAUGUAUGACACGAUGAAGACAUCUUAUUGUAAGGGAAAAAAUAAGAAGUCACUAAACCGUCCAGAGAUGCUCCUAAUUGGAGCCUUUUCUGGUUUUACUGCUAGCACCCUUAGCUUUCCAUUAGAGGUGGCCAGGAAACGGCUAAUGGUGGGAGCUCUGCAAGGUAAAUGUCCACCCCACAUGGCAGCAGCACUUUCAGAAGUAAUCAGGGAGGAGGGAUUGAUGGGACUUUACAGAGGGUGGGGUGCAAGUUGUUUGAAAGUGAUGCCUUCCUCAGGCAUCACUUGGAUGUUUUAUGAAGCUUGGAAAGAUAUACUACUUGUUGAGAAACGGCUUUUAUAACAGCUUUGGCAAAAAAAUGCUGCAUCAUGUUCCUUCGGAGGACAAUGUUGGGAUUGUCAUAUCAUAAUCACAAGGCGGAAGGUGGCAGCUGGGCCUGCUGGUGACUGUUCCGGUGACCCAGGAUUGAAUCUUUGGAUAUAAGAGGUUCAUGGAUAUCAUCAUUAUAUGAUUGGGCUAUCCUUUUAUGUAAUGCCCAUUUCAAUUUCUGACCUAAGCUAAAUUUAUCAGCCGAGCUUCAGAAUAAAAAAAAAAAAAAGUUUUGGCGUCUCAUAA